Messenger RNA from Hibiscus syriacus, 1779 nucleotides. RefSeq names its product sphingoid long-chain bases kinase 1-like. Gene Ontology annotation, biological process: sphingosine biosynthetic process. Bases 1 to 1779 code for a protein of 592 amino acids. The record is from RefSeq and is a predicted model, not a curated record. The transcript is spliced from 5 exons. Gene Ontology annotation, cellular component: cytoplasm; intracellular membrane-bounded organelle; membrane. Gene Ontology annotation, molecular function: kinase activity. Lineage: Eukaryota; Viridiplantae; Streptophyta; Magnoliopsida; Malvales; Malvaceae.
AUGUCAAAAAGUGGAAGUUUAUCAAGGAGUGAUAAUAGAGUGUCAUCGUCAUCGCUGCCACCGCAGACGUUGAGUCGGCUGAGCUUUUGCUCGCAGUUAGCAACUCACUAUUCCCCAAUUGUGUUCCCAGAGAAACGUACUAAGAAGCUGCAGGCUUCCUUUCGAUGUGACAAAGCCCCCGUCGCGAAUGAUCAGCCGGAUAAAUCGAAGUGUGACGAGCACCGGAUCGAUAUCCGAGAAGGGGAUGAAAAAUCUGAUUUGCUUGGUUAUGUGGUUCACUCAGGUAGGCUCAUUUUAGAUAAGAGAAAGAAUGUUCCCGCUAAUACUAAUGCUGCUGAUAUAGAGCAGAAUUCUGCCACUGAUGUUGCCAACCAAGAAGCUGUUGCUGCUACACUCACUAGCAAGGCAUUGGUUUGGGGUUCUGGUGUCUUGUCUCUUGAAGACGUCGUCUCGGUAUCUUACAAUGUUGGUGUUAGACAUUUCAUUGUGCAUUCUUAUCCUCUGAAAAAGGGUUCUUAUGGCCUUUCGUGUUUUAUUAAAUCAAAGAGAAGGCGAAAGGAUAAUCGUUUCGUGGCUUCUAGUGUAGAAGAGGCAGUUCGAUGGGUGCAAGAAUCCACCAAAAAUGCUUGGUAUAGAAAUUCCAAUGGAAUCAUACCAGCAGGUUCUGACAAUUCACUGGUUUGGACUGUUCUUGGAGUUAGAGAUCCGUUCUCCGCUGCAAUUUCUAUUGUUAAGGGAGGCCUUACUGCGACAGAUGUUUUUGCCGUUGAGUGGGUUCAGACCGGUAUUAUUCACUUUGGGAUGACGUGCUCCUAUUAUGGUUUUGCCAGUGAUGUGUUAGAACUUUCUGAGAAAUAUCAGAAACGAUUUGGUCCUCUGCGAUAUUUUGUUGCCGGGUUCCAAAAAUUUCUGUGGUUGCCGAAGUACAACUACGAAGUCGAGUACCUUCCAGCCGCAAAAGAGGAUCGAGGCAGUAAAAACUCUGCUGAUAGGGAAGUAGUUGACAUGUCAGACCUGUACACAGAUGUUAUGAGGAGGUCAAACACGGAUGGCAUUCCCAGAGCUUCUAGUUUAUCUAGUAUAGAUUCAAUAAUGAAUCCUAGUCGAUGUCUGGGGGGUGAGAUGGACACAUUUGGUACCACCCAUGUUGGCACCGAACCAUCUGAUUACGUGCGAGGCUUUGAUCCCAAGAUCAAAUGGCCAUCAUCUGGGCGAAGCAAUGUGGCAGCUGAGCCGGAGGUUAUUCAUCCCCAGUUACCACAUUCAACCACUCUAAACUGGCCUAGGACCAGAACAAAAUCCAGGACAGAUAAAGGAUGGAGUGGGUUAACGGCAGCAAAUGAUCCUUCUAGAUGUUCUCGGGGUAAUGCUGCAAUAAAUGACAAAGAGGAUAUAUCUUCUACAUUGUCCGAUCCAGGUCCAAUUUGGGAUGCUGAACCAAAGUGGGAUGCCGAGGUUAAUUGGGAAGUCGAAAAUCCAAUCGAGUUACCAGGGCCAUCAGAUGAUGUUGAAUCGGGUGGAAAUAAGGAAGCUGUACCAAGACUAAAAGAUAAAUGGGUUGUAACUGAGGGGCCAUUUCUCGGCAUCCUUGUGUGCAACCAUGCAUGCAGAACUGUGCAGAGUUCUCAGGUGGUGGCUCCAAGAGCCGAACACGACGACAACACCAUGGAUAUGCUUUUAGUCCACGGGAGUGGGCGACUGAGGCUGAUGAGAUUUUUCUUGCUGCUACAGAUGGGUAAACACUUUUCACUGCCAUAUGUCGAGUACAUUAAGGUAUAA